AUGUCGGCCGCAGAGGCCCUGCAAGGGCUCAAAGUGCCAACAGAGUUGCAUGCCGUACCGCCCCGUCCCCUCGAGGAGUAUGUCCGGGCGCGCAUGGGCCAGUUUGGGAGCGUGCUGGCCUCCCGGCUGAACCCCACGCUCAGCGAGCUUACCGUGCAGCGCGUGACGGCCGAGGUGCUCAACUCCCUGCCCCCCCCCGACUACUCCGGCGCUGCCCUGGAGACCAAGGAGUUCCAGCUCGUCUUCCGCCACGACUGCCUUCUGGGGUGCCUGGACGCGCAGUGCGUGCUGUGCGAGCACAACCCGCACCGCCGUUGCAGCGUGAACUUCUCCAACAAGUACCUCGUGAAUGAUGUGCUGAAGGCCAAGUGCGACGCGCCCAUCCGGGUGGAGGUGAUCGACCGCCACACGGGCCUGCCCGUGGGCGAGGAGGCGGGGGACCUGGUGCUGGAGAUGUGCAUCCUGGACGGCAACCAGUACGACGCCAAGUGCGUGGACGCGGGGGAAGAGCGCGGCGACGACCUGGAGGCCUGCGCGCUGCUGCUGAACAACAAGGCGCAGCCGCUGCUGCUGGCGGGGGCCGGGGGCAGCCACUCCGCCUCCUCGCGGGUGCUGGUGCCGCUGACGCGCGGCGCGGCGGUGCUCCCUGACCUCCACGUCUCCGACUCCAGCGAGGCGAUGCUGAGCGGGCGCAAGCCGCCCUUCCGCCUGCUGGUGCGUGCGUCUGGGGGCGUGGUGCCCGGCGUGGUGGUCCGCCACGCGGUCAGCGAGGGCUUCGUGGUGGCCACGCGCCGCACGCGCACGGCGGGCAAGGUGGAGAUCCCCAACGUGGACGACCACGUGUCCAAGCUGGAGCACAUGGGCAAGGAGACGGUGAAGAAGCUGCAGGAUGUGCGCGGGUCGGGGCACGCGGCGGGCAUCGACAUCGCCGUCCCCGACAAUGCCAUCAACAAGGUGGGCGAGUUCCGGCGCCUGGCCCUGCUGGCGGAGGCGGACGGGCACCUGCGGCAGAAGCUGCAGCAGGUGCUCAAGCUGAGUAAGGAGAAGUGGGAGGAGGCGCGCGACCACGCCAUGAAGGCGGUGGUGGCCGACAACCGCAUGCGCAUCUGGUACGCGGACAAGGCCAACAUGGAGGUGGGCCUGCUCUUCACCUGCCGCCUGGGCAACGUGGACCUGGACCGGCCCGUGGGCCUGCUGACCAAGAAGGCGCAGGACGGCGCGCAGACCACCAUGGAUGCGACGCUCAUGGCGCAGCAGACGCCCAGCCAGCGCGACCAGGUGCGCGCGCUGCAGCCUGCCGCCGUGGCCGCCUGGUGGCAGGGCGGGCACCCGGGCUGGGCCAUCUACCCCGUGGACAGCGAGCAGUUCCUGGCCACGGGCGCGCUGGACUCCGGCCUGUUCGGGGGCGACCUGUCCAAGAUCCCGGGCCUGGCCACGGGCCUGUCCCUCGGCCAGUUCCCCUCCAUCCCCAACGGCAUGAUGAGCGGCGAGCUGGAGCAGCUGCUGGCCCAGCACGGCGGCGGCGACGCGCUGUUCGGCUCGGGGCGCGCGCCCUCGCUGGGCGGCAUGAGCAAGCUGGAGAGCCUGGACCUGCCAGACCACCCGGGCUCCUCCUCUGUCGCCACCACCGCAGCCGACCGGGUGGGGGCAUCGCUGUCCUCGGCCUCGCGUGGCGGCAUGCCACCCAAGGCGGGCGUGCACGCCACGCGGCGCAACAGCGGGCUGGAGAACAUGACCUCCAUCGAGCAGGCACUGGCGGACGUCAACGGACAGAGCGGCGCGCACGCGGUGAUGGAGGCGGCCGCCCAGGAGUUUGUGCGGCAGCAGCUGACGGGGCACAAGCGACAGAGCAGCAGGCCCCUGCCUUGA
This is a messenger RNA of Auxenochlorella protothecoides, 1869 nucleotides long. RefSeq lists its product as hypothetical. The record is from RefSeq and is a predicted model, not a curated record. Lineage: Eukaryota; Viridiplantae; Chlorophyta; Trebouxiophyceae; Chlorellales; Chlorellaceae. The transcript has 5 exons. The coding region runs from base 1 to 1869 and encodes 622 amino acids. Gene Ontology annotation, molecular function: calmodulin binding; sequence-specific DNA binding; DNA-binding transcription factor activity. Gene Ontology annotation, cellular component: nucleus. Gene Ontology annotation, biological process: regulation of salicylic acid biosynthetic process.